UUGUAACCAUGAUAUUUACGUCGUUAUCUCUUAUCGCAACAUCUAAAGUUCCAAGCUUCAACCUCUACCUUCCUCAAAUCAACGAAUAUCCAUACCCAACUCUAUAAACAUCCUAUUGCUCCUUAGUAAUUCAUGCUCUUCUUUUUAGAGGGCCCAUUAUUUCACAAGCUCCCAUAAAAGCACAGCCAUAUUUCCACGAAACCUCAAUAAACGCAUCCUAAACAACCACCACCACACCUCCUAACCUUCCCUUCCCUCCCCUAACCAACCACAAUGCCAUCAGAUCUAUCCAACUACCUCGCAACGCACUACCUCAUCGCCGACCCCAAGCCCUCCAAGAAGCGCAAGCGCAAGCAAAAAGACGACUCCUCAGGCCUCAUCAUCGCCGACGAAACCGAAUCCGGCUGGGCGCGCGCCAACCGCCGCGACGACGACGACGAAGACGAAAAUGGCUCCGCAGUAGUAGCCGGGACCAGCGCCGAGUUCCGACGGGCGAAGAAGUCCGCGUGGAAAACCGUCGGCGGCAGCGCGUCCAGCAACACAGACUCCCAAACCCAAGCCCAAGCCCAAGACACCGAAACGGCAAGGGCAGCAGACGCCAUCCUCGCCUCCGCCGCCGCCGAGACAGCCGCCGCCGCCGCCGACGAGGACGCGUCGGACGCCCCCGCGGUCAUGAUGUCAGACGGCACGCACGCGGGCCUGCAAAGCGCAUCUGCCGUCGCCGCACAGCUCGAAGCGCGGCGGCGCGCCGAGAGGGAAGAAUACGAGCGAGAGCGAGAGCGAGAGCGGGGCCAUAAGAAGGGCAAAAGCGGCGAAGCAGAAACGAUAUACCGGGACGCGACGGGGCGACGCGUAGACGUGAGCAUGAAGCGAGCAGAGCUACGACGGGAGGCAGCCGAGGCCGCGGCCCGCGAAGCCGCUAAGACGGAAGCCCUGCGCGGAGAAGUCCAGAUCGAGGCGGCGCGGCGGCGGCGCGAAGAGCUCGAGGACGCGAAGGUUAUGACUGUGGCGCGGCACGCGGACGAUGAGGAUAUGAACCGCGAGAUGAAGGAGCAGGUGCGGUGGGGUGAUAGCAUGGCGCGGUUUAUAGAGCCUAAGGGGGCGGGAGACGGAGGUGGAGGUGGGAAGACGAGGAAGUUGAAGGGCAAGCCGAUAUACCAGGGCGCAUGGACGCCGAAUCGAUACGGCAUCCGGCCGGGGUAUCGGUGGGAUGGUGUCGAUAGGGGGAACGGGUUUGAGGCAGAGAGGUUCAAGGCUAUCAACAGACGGGAGAGGAACAAGGGCUUGGAAUACUCGUGGCAGAUGGACGAGUAAUAAGCAUUUACAAGGUAAAUCUACGAUCAUGCACGGGAUAGGGGAUUACGAUCAAGAGUUAAAUUAGUAAGAUACCAACUGUCUAAGGCAGUCAACACAGCAAGCCAUAGCGCAACGCAAAUUGUAUAACCUAAUA
Daldinia loculata is the source of this 1450-nucleotide messenger RNA. Its product is annotated as Pre-mRNA-splicing factor of RES complex-domain-containing protein. The coding region runs from base 274 to 1314 and encodes 346 amino acids. Gene Ontology annotation, molecular function: RNA binding. Gene Ontology annotation, cellular component: U2-type spliceosomal complex; RES complex. The transcript has a single exon. Gene Ontology annotation, biological process: mRNA splicing, via spliceosome. Lineage: Eukaryota; Fungi; Ascomycota; Sordariomycetes; Xylariales; Hypoxylaceae. The record is from RefSeq and is a predicted model, not a curated record.